This is a messenger RNA of Truncatella angustata, 1296 nucleotides long. RefSeq lists its product as uncharacterized. The record is from RefSeq and is a predicted model, not a curated record. The transcript is spliced from 7 exons. The coding region runs from base 1 to 1296 and encodes 431 amino acids. Lineage: Eukaryota; Fungi; Ascomycota; Sordariomycetes; Amphisphaeriales; Sporocadaceae.
AUGCGCACAUACCACCACAUAAAGUGCUUGCUCACCUUCGCGCCGUACACUCCGACCCUCCUCUACCCGAAUGGUUUAUUCAUCAACAGUACAUUAUGUUACACCCUAAUAAGUCCCAUCAAAGCCCGUAGCGCCGUAGGUCUGGCAUUCGCCGUGAUGUUUGCCUUAACCCUAAUUUUUACAUUCAUCAAUUUGACCAAGCACGGCAAGUUAUAUCUACUGGUGGAAAAGAGAUUAUAUCUUAUAAGCAGGCGUUGGCAAUGGUAUUGGGCCAUAUUCGGGGCUAGCGCCGCCUUGAUAGGGCUAUUUACCGGCUUCGAUGUCGACCGGUUCUACCUCCCCCGAACUUCCAAUCGUCUUGAACAAUUUCUUCUGGAAGCCGUUCGCCAUUGGGGAAGCUGGAUGGAGAGGCAAUACAUCAACCCAAGCUCCUUCCUGCCGUUAUUCUUCUAUCUAUGGUUAUGGACGAACUUCUUUUUGAUUAUACCUCGAAACUGGGGCAAUAUUAAACUCCAGCGUUCUCCAAAUCAGACUGCCGAGUUUGCUGCCCCAAUAAGUACCGAUGCCCGGUUCAAAGCAGCAGCAUUCUGUUCUAUGCCCUUCCGAUUUGUGCUCCUCAUAUCACUUUCCCUGACAGUCGUGGCAUAUCAAACCAUGUACGUUGGUGGAUAUGCGCCGGCCUUGUUGAUUCUGACAAUCCAAAAUAUCGCUGGCCUUAUACGGCCCAACGAGGAUCAAGCUCUCAUCCAGCAGCGUAGGCUGCGCAGUGCGGCUAUCAAUCAAGAAUUGGGUCUCGUACGGAGGCCAGCAUGGUGGAAGCGCAUAAAUGGCGAUACCAAUACCUUGAGCAUGAGGGAUCGGAUCAUGCGCAACGUUCGCGAGGUCGGUGGUGGGCAUCCUACCUUGAGAAACGUCGAAGCUGCUGCUGCAACGAGAGCGAGAGAGAUAAAGGCCAUUGCCGUUGCGGCGCCUAUCGAGAUGAAUGAGAUGAAACGCACCAACAGUAUCUCGAGCAGCAUCCGCACAAAUGGGCAGCGACCUCCUCCACCCUACACACCGUAUUCUGGUAGGUCGAAUGCACGGAGUUCGGACCGGGCGGUGCAGUUGGCCGCAGGGCUGUUGUUUCCAAGUGCAUCACCGAUAGUGGAAUCACUCAACGGUUCUGUGCCAGCGAACGCCAUUAGCGGACGAAGCUCACAGCAUCGUCCUGGAACUAAUGAAAGAAACAGGAGUACCACUAGUGGUGCUUCAUUAACUGCUCAGCCUCAGCAGAUCAAGAGCAUGUUGGAUGUAUAG